AUGAUGGAAGCCGAAAGAAUGGAGGAGAACCAGGCGCCGAAAGAGGUGAGCUACGUCAAUCUGAGUGAUGGCGUGGAAAGUGAAUGGAAAGGCUACGUGAGCAUCUUGAAUGAGGCGCAACAAAGGAUUAGCGAUAUUUUGGGAGACUCGAGAGUGUCGAAGCAGGCCAAGUCAGAAGUCGAAGUUGUGUGGACUUGGGCAAGAGAUGAAAUGGAGAAAGUUUGGAAGCACAGCCAGAAAAGGGAGGUGUUGUCUCCGUUGCUGAAGAAAGAGAUCACGGAAACGUUAGCUCAAAGAGGGAUCGAAUGCGUGGAUGAUUGGAAAGAGUUAAACAAGGAAGUGUCGGCCCUCCAGCAGCUAAGAGACAAGGAGGAAGCCAUGGAGGUCCGAGGUAGGACUGACCCUUUGAAUAGAGAAAUUAUUGGAACGCAGACCAGUCAAUUGCAGAGGAUGCGUUCGAUUGGACAGAUGUCUGCAGAUCGCUCGAGGCGACAUUCGCCGUAUCGGACAACUACGCCACCGGUGGACGAAGGUGCGUCAGUAUCAGAUCAGUUGACAAAAUACCUGAGGGCAAUGGCCUGUACGGACCCUGGUGUGUAUAGAGGGGCUAGGAAUGAGAAUUUUAACGAGUUCGUAAGAAGGUUCAAGCGAAAGUACGAAGGAGUGGUGAAUUGUGAAGCGACUCUGCUAGACAUAUUGAGUGAUGACCACUUAGGUGGAAGAGCAAAGAGCGUAUACAAGGCUCUGCCAAGGCUAGUGAAGGACCAGGGAUUCGAGAGGGUUAUAAGAGAAAUGUCUAGACUGCUAGCACAAGAGUCCACGGCGGGUAGGCUGAGGGCUUUGACAGAGUUACGAGAGCUGAAAAUCAGACCCAAUCAGGACGUAGCGGAUUUCUGCGUGGUACUAGAGAACCUGGGCCAGCAGGCAUUCCCAGAGGGGAAUGCUGAGGAUCGAUCGUUGGAAUAUGCUCAGAUCCUCUUGAGCAACCUCGGUGAUUGGCCCGAACACUUUCAGUUAGUUGGUGCUCUGCAUAAGGUGCAACCCCAUAUGGCAUAUGAUGAGGUCAAGCAAUUAGCCUUAAGUAUAGAACAGUCAAAAAGAAUGCUGGGCGUGAGCCGCAAGGUAGUUUCGGCAGAUUGGAAGAACAGAUUUGCACAAUAUCGUGAUAUUAGUGAGGGGUUAGAUACGACCCAUAUGAGAGCUCGCGAGAGACAGGAGCCAUAUAGAGGAGAACUACGCAAAGGGGACAGCAGUGGGCAACAGUUCAGCGCAAGGAGAUCGCCCCCUCCCAACAAGGCAUCCCUGAAGCCUAGUAACAGCGAUGCAAGGAAGUGCUACACUUGCUCGAGGUACGGGCACAUAAGCCGGGACUGUCCGAAAAGGACAACGAGAGUAAGUCAGAUAGAGCAUAAGAGAUCCGAUCAAGGUAAAGAAAGGGCGACUUUGUCGGCUAUAAUCAACCAGGCGCGGAGUUUAGGGAUAGCAGUAAAAGAGGGGAAGCCGAUGAAAAGUACCCUAAUUGGCGAUCGGGUUAUAGCAUCGUUGAACCUUCUCGAUAGAACAGCGCCAGCGCUGAUUGAUACCGGAUCAAUGAUCAGCAUCAUACCGGUGGGGGUACUAGCAAAGGCGCAGGAUAACGGUUACGAUGUUGAUGCGCUACAACUGAUAGAACAAGACAGAUUGAGCCCUGUGUUCGACGCAUCCGAUAAUAGAAUGAAUUUUCUGGGCGCAGUCAUUAUAGAAGCCGAAUUGCACGAAGGAAACAGGUGCAAGGUCGCUUUUCACAUUAGCAAAAAGAAGGAGGAAGAGAUCAUUUUGGGUACGAACGCACUUGCGGAUCUAGGUGUGGGAAUAUCCAUAGCAAGAAAAGGCGGUAGCCCCAGGGAACAGUCGGAUAGUUCCGUUGAGAAAGAAGGCAAGGUCGCCGUAGUGAGGCGAAUGUAUGUGCCACCGCAUGAGACGGCCCUUGUGGAAGUAAGAUGCGAAGGGAACAACAAAGAGAUUGUAGAUCGCGUAAUAUGGCCGAGUAGAGAAGGAGUAGCAGCAGGAGUGUACCGUAUUCAAGAUAACCAAACGAAGGUGCCCGUUAUUAAUAGUUGCGAUCAACCUAUUCUUUUCAAGGAAGGUGAGGAAGUUGGAUACUGGGGCACAGAUAAAUGGCAUGAAAGAUGGGAUGACUUGAACCCCCUGAUGCCGGAAGAGGAAGGAAAUAAACUGAAAGGGCAUGAGAGAAUGCGCCGAUUGGAAGAGCUAAUAGCUGCAAAUAUGGAGUCAGGG
This is a messenger RNA of Cooperia oncophora, 2277 nucleotides long. The record is from the annotation of a GenBank genome assembly. NCBI's taxonomy places the organism in Eukaryota, Metazoa, Nematoda, Chromadorea, Rhabditida, Trichostrongylidae.